Molecule: messenger RNA, 1141 nt
Organism: Paramuricea clavata
Lineage: Eukaryota; Metazoa; Cnidaria; Anthozoa; Malacalcyonacea; Plexauridae
Source: the annotation of a GenBank genome assembly
AUGGCUUUUGAUGGCAAUGAUCGUUUACCACGACCACCACAACUGAAUAUCGUCCUUCCAAAACUACAGGAUAUUGGGGAAGAAUUACAGGACUGGUCAAGUGAUGAGAUUCAGUCGCAACUGCCGACAAAUAUUCUGCUAAUAACAGCAAAUAAACAUGAGUUCAUCGCUUGUUAUAAAUAUAUGAGCCCUGUUAAACGAAGUUAUCUUAAAACUAUUGGAACGGUAUAUUUUGGUCAAUUUGGUGAACAAAAGAGAGUUGCAUUGAUAAAAUGUGCGCAGGGACCGACUAAUUCUGCGAUAACUGUGAAAAAUGCUGCUGACAUUUUAAAUCCACAAGUAGUCCUUUUUGUCGGAAUCUGUGCAUCCAUGAAGCCGAAGGCAAAACUUGGCGAUGUCCUGAUUUCCGCGAAAUUACAGACUUAUGAUGAUAAGAAAGUCAGGGCAGAUGGGAAAGUUGAGCAACGCGGCGUCAAACCAAAUGUGAGUCGAAAUAUGGCUAGUCUUAUUCUGAGUGCAGCUGAAGGUUGGCAAGCACCGUUAGAAGACUUGGAUAAUUUAGAAGUUGAAGUUCAUUGUGACGCUACGAUGUUAAGUGGCUCAGAGUUAGUUAACAAUCGUCAGAGACGAGACGAGUUAGGGGAAUGCUUCCGAGACGCACUUGGUCUUGAAAUGGAAGGUGCAGGUGGAUAGAAGCCUCCUACAUCGGUGAAGCAAAAGUUUUGUUAUCUGUGUAUUCUAUAUCUAUCAACCUUAUUUAAUAUGAAAUUUCUUGUGAUUUUAAAAUUGGCUGAACAGAAAAAUACUGACAUUUCUGAAUCAACCCAGAAUAUGAUAAACUCUGUUGCGUAUCUGCUAUACGGAAUAAGCCAGCAGGAUAGCUAUAAAAUGAACACAUCCUCACAUUGUAUAUACAGUAGUGGCUUCAUUUUGUGUUUCAAUUUUAGGUCUAUAUGCAGCGGCACAUGAUCUUGGCACAGAAUGGGCUGUUAUUAAAGCAGUGUCGGAUUUGGCUGACGGAAGUAAAGAAAUGACGAAUGAUUGGCAACGUUUUUCCAGUGUAAUGGCGGCAUCUGUUGUAUAUAAUAUGUUCAAAUACACUGCUGUGCUAAAGGACUGGCCUCAUUACAACAAACAUUGA